Acanthamoeba castellanii str. Neff is the source of this 1317-nucleotide messenger RNA. RefSeq lists its product as uncharacterized. Lineage: Eukaryota; Discosea; Longamoebia; Acanthamoebidae. The record is from RefSeq and is a predicted model, not a curated record. The coding region runs from base 1 to 1317 and encodes 438 amino acids. The transcript has 6 exons.
AUGCCGCUGUGUAAACCAACAAUUGCGGCGGGUAGCAAGCUGCAAUGGGUCACAAUCAAGCAGGACACCCAUCUCGCCCUCCAAGAAUGCAAAAUUGUCGGCAAGUCGUGGUGGUCUUCAGGUGAUGUCAGCUGGGGCUACCGCGUUAUCAUCACGGCCACCGAGACCCAGAUAGCCUAUGCGGGCGACAUCACACAGAUCGUGACCGACUGGGAGGUCUUACAGAAACUCGUGAGUGAGGAGCCGCCCUUGGACCCCGAAUCAUCCCCCGCGGCAAGCGCAGAGGUCAUCGAGCGCAUGCUGCAGCGGCGCUGGGACGAGAAGCAGGGCGGCAAGGAGAAACAGGACGGCGCCGAGAGCCAAAGCGGAAAGGAGAAGGAAAAGGAGGCCAUCGUCACCGAUAGCAGCAGCAGCAGCUCCUCCUCCAAUACGCUCAGCGCCGAGGUGAAGCCCACUUUCGAGAAGCGGUCCAGCAGCCGCAUCUUCUUUAGGUCGGGCUCGACCUCCAACGCGAUCAAGCGGUUGGCAGUGGGCGCCAGCGAGAGCUCGCCCUUCCCCGGCAUUCCGCUCCACCGCGAGGACCAGCCCUCUCCGCGGCUCGGUGGCGGCCCCAACUCGCCGCGCGCUCGGGCGGCCACAACCAUAGAAUCGCCCCGGUCAGCCGCCAUGGGGAGAAGCCGAGACGAGGAAUCGACCACGAAGCCGAUUCCCGAGGCGGCCUCGGCGCAGAACGACCAGAGCGGGCGCGAGCGGGAGAUGCGAGAGAAGUAUGAGCGCAGCUUGAAUGCCCUUAAGGACAAGGUCGCCGCGCCCCAACACGACGACCACUAUCGGGUGUACGUCGACUGCAUCAACAGCAUUUUGCACGAGCUGCAGGCGGUGAAGAACAUCAACGGCAAGGGAUCGCCGGACGAGGUCCAGACGACGGUCGAGGUGCUGUGUCAGCUCUCGAGGACGUCCCUCGACGCGGCGCGCAUGCUCGUGGCUCAGCAGAAGGCCACCCGAGAGCGGGUCGGCGUGACGAUGCAGGUGACGGCGGCGGAGGAAGAGGGCAGCAGCAGCCGACCGGCGACGGAAGACGAGCAACAGAAGGCCAAGGAGGGGCAGGGCGAUGCGGAGGUGGGAAGCGGUGACACGGAGAAGGCGAUGAACUCCUCCGCGGUUGACCCCAGCGAGCAGGCCAAGCAAGAGGUCGACAAGAACAGCAGUGACGACGAUGCCAAGAAGAGGCUGCAGCGGUGCGUGGAGCUCUUUACGGCGGCCAACAAGAGCCUGGCGUCGAUGACGCAACCACCGAGUGAUGUGGCCCAAGAGUGA